Messenger RNA from Mya arenaria, 450 nucleotides. RefSeq names its product keratin, type II cytoskeletal 60 kDa, component III-like. The transcript has 5 exons. The record is from RefSeq and is a predicted model, not a curated record. The coding region runs from base 1 to 450 and encodes 149 amino acids. Lineage: Eukaryota; Metazoa; Mollusca; Bivalvia; Myida; Myidae.
AUGAAGCCAAUGCCACAGAAGAAGUUCAUCCCUAUCGUGAAGAAAGUCCCAAUCAAAUACCCAGUGAAAGUACCCGUCUACAUUGACCGAAAAGUCGCCGUGAAAGUACCAGUCUACAUCGACAGACAAGUCCAGGUCCCAGUCUACAUUAACCGUGAGGUGCAGGUGCCAUUCCCCGUCUCUGUUGGCGGUGGUUAUCACGGUGGUGUUGGCGGUGGUGUCGGCGGUGGUGUUGGUGGAGGUAUCGGCGGUGGUAUCGGCGGUGGUGUCGGUGGUGCCGGCGGAAUCGACGACGCUGACCACGUUAACCUGAACGUCAACACCGGAGUUGGCGUUGGCAGCCGUGGAUUCGGAUUCGACAACAACGGAUUUGACAACAACAACGGAUUUGACAACAACAACGGAUUCAAUAACAACGACGGAUUUAACAACAACAGAUUCAACAACUGA